CAGGUUAUCAGAACUAAGGAUGUUUCCGUUUUGAAUAGCCUACAUAUUGCGCGUAUAACAACCUUCUGGUACUUGUAUUAAUAACAGAACGGUACUACAAAUCGUAUCCGGCUACAAAUAAUGAGUUUGCAAUAAUAUAACCAACACCAAAAGAAGGAAAACGCGCGUUCAUCCUUAGCAUGGAUAAUAAAGAGCGUAUAUCAAAUGUUUUCACGGUGGAUGGCUGUGCAAGUCAUAAACUAGACAAUGAUUCAAAUAUGGAUGUUGAGCGUAAGAUGGAUUCUCGAUCGUUUCGUGCGAAAUGCCUGGGGCUAGUGCGUCAGAACUUGCUAGUUACGUUAACGUUGGUUGGGGUCGGGUGUGGGUUCCUGAUUGGGCUCUUGGUAGAGCCCACUGGACCCUCCGCUAGCACCCUUAUGUGGAUAGGGAUGCCUGGGGAACUGUACAUCCGGAUGUUGAAGAUGAUGAUCGUCCCGCUUGUCAUCUGCAGCGUCAUAUCCGGGACAGCCCGGAUGGACCCGCGGUCUAACGGCAAGGUGAGCGGUAUCGCCCUGGGUUACAUCAUGGUCCAGAAUCUCCUCGGAACGGUCAUAGGAACGGCCAUCUGUCUCAUUGUCAAACCAGGAGAGGGUGUAGAGGUGGACGAAGACCUCAAGUUUGAAGGUGACGUCAUGAAAACGGAAGACAUAUUCGCUGAUCUCCUCAGAAAUAUUGUGCCUGAUAAUUUAGUCGCAGCAUGUUUUCGGCAGGCUCAGACCAAGUACGAGUUUGAAUCUCACGUUAUUCAGCGGGACCUUGCGUUAAACGUCACAGAGACGGUUCGUGAAGUCACACGAAAGUAUGUGGGGGCUGCUGAUUCCACAAACAUUCUGGGUUUGAUUAUCGUGUGUUCAGCGUUCGGAGUCGCGGCGGCGGCCCUUGAGGAACAAGGCGCGCCAUUCCUAGCCUUUUUCCGGUCCGCUACUGAAACCAUUGUCAAGAUACUUCGGGUUCUAAUUUGGACGACGCCAGUGGGCGUGGCCAGCCUGAUCGCCAAGACGAUUGCAGGCACCAGCAAUAUGGAGACCGUAUUUCAGAAGCUUGGAAUCUACUUCGCAUGCGUGCUAAGCGGCCUCAUCCUGUGGUCUUUCCUCCUUAUUCCGCUCAUGUUCUUCCUGGUCCGCCGCCAGAAUCCCUACCGCUUCCUGGGCUCUAUCGUCCCACCCAUUAUGAUGGUGUUUGCAACCGGAAGCACAAUGAUCGCUCUCCCAGAGAGUUUCAUAUGUCUGGAGGAAAAGAACGGCGUGGACAGCCGAAUAUCGCGUUUCGUGGCGCCCCUUGCCGCCACCAUCGGCCGCUCCGGAAGUGCCCUCUAUAUCGCUUCUUCCUGCGUCUUCAUCAUACAGACGCUUGGCAGGGAUGUCAGCGGGGUGGACAUAAUUCUCGUGAUCCUGCUGACAUGGAUCUCAGCUCUUGCCAUCCCCUCGGUGACAGGAGCCAGCCUGAUUACCGUCCUCGUCCUACUGACGGCCCUCAACAUCCCGGGGGAGGCCGCCGCCAUGCUGUUUGCCCUGGAGUUCUUCCUUGACCGGUCCCGCAGCGUGGGGAACUUAAUAGACCAGCUUACAUGUGUGAUGGUGAACGACCGGUUCUGUGCGGCCUCCUUGGAUCCACACCCGGUCGUCACGGAGGAGACCCGCAGCCUCAUGGAUAAAGCCGGGGCCGCCUCAGAAAUACACGCUCACGGAAACAUGAAGUUAUGAACUAAAGAUCGGGUCAAAUUCAAAGUGUUCGUGUCAAUGGUGACAAUGUCCUUUUAACAUCAUUAAUAUACAGUCGAACCCCGUUGGCUCGAACUCGCUUGACUCGAGUUUCUCGCUGGCUCGAAUUGAAUGUUAAGGACCGAUCUCUUUACACUGAACGUAAGUUGUCCCGCUUGGCUCGAAUUUUCCGAGAUCGAGGUAUUUUAGCCGGUCACACGGAGUUCGAGCCAUCGGGCGUCGACUGUAUUAUUAUGUCAUUUUGAUUAUUGGUGGAUGAUAUAUAAAUGACACAAUUCUAAUAAAUUAAAUAUGGUGUACAUUAUUAUAUGUAUAUUAUA
This is a messenger RNA of Mya arenaria, 2080 nucleotides long. RefSeq names its product excitatory amino acid transporter-like. NCBI's taxonomy places the organism in Eukaryota, Metazoa, Mollusca, Bivalvia, Myida, Myidae. Gene Ontology annotation, biological process: L-glutamate transmembrane transport. The record is from RefSeq and is a predicted model, not a curated record. The transcript is spliced from 11 exons. Bases 180 to 1742 code for a protein of 520 amino acids. Gene Ontology annotation, molecular function: neutral L-amino acid transmembrane transporter activity; glutamate:sodium symporter activity; L-glutamate transmembrane transporter activity. Gene Ontology annotation, cellular component: plasma membrane.